AUGGCUUCUACAUCUUUAGCGGAACAAUUACAAAAGCUAUCAGUGCCGCAAUCAUCAAUUUAUAAAGAUGAUAAGAAAAAGGCAUCAUUACUUUUUGAUCCCAAAGAGGCUGCCUUAAAGGAUCGCGACACAUUCUAUGAAAUUGGCAUUAGUGGUCUUAAGGAGUUAAUUGCUUUGUAUGAAGGAUUUCGUGUAUACGAAGACUCAUUAUUUAGUAUUUCGUCAAAAGAUUUUGAACGUGCAGUUCAGAGCAAAGAGGUAAAUCAAAAUUUGGACCAAACAAUUGAAAAGUUCCUUAUACAACUAUCACCAUACUUCUUGCUACAGUCAUCUCAUAAAGCUUUAGAAUGGUUGGUAAACAGAUAUAGCAUACAUCAAUAUAAUCAAGAUGCAAUUAUGAUGCUUAUACUGCCAUACCAUGAAACAAAAAUAUUUGUGCGUUUCAUCCAGUUAUUUCAACUAUCGUCAACUUCAAACAGAUGGAACUGGCUAGAAUCUAUCCAAAAACGUGGAAUAUCCUUAACAAAGCAAGUUCUACAUAAUCAGUGUGUUUCAAACAUAUCAACAUUGCAAUUUAUUGCAAAAUGUACUUUAAAAUAUGUCAUGGAAUUCGGGGAAAGGGCAACUCAAUUGAAUACAGUUUAUGCAUUUUUCUGUUCAACUGCAAUAGGUACUAUGAACACGAGUAAAUAUGUUAAUGAAUCUAUUAUCAACGCUUUGCUGCCUACAUUGAUAGAAGGCCUUGAAUCACCAAUCAUUGAUUUCAGAUCGUCUUCUCAUAUAGUUUUAGGAUAUUUAUCCACUAAGGCAACAUUUAAAAGGAAAACAAUAAAUGAUUUGAUCGUUCGAAUGUUUACUACCGAGUUUGACCUAACAUAUGAUGUAGUUUUACUUAUAAAUUUAAUUUACACAAAUCAGAAGCAUUUAACGAAGAUGUCUAGAGAUAUCUUUGGUAAUAUAUCAAUUGAUGUCAUGAACACUUUAUGCAUGAAUUUGAAGAAGCUUGUGGAGUUAAGAAUUAGUAUUCAAACAUUCAGCCUUGUAUUUCUAUCCAGCAUAUUGCCAAUAAUUCAAAGAAAUAUUGAGGAUUUCAGAAGAUUUCGUCAACUGCCUGAAUUGUUUAUUGAUGAAGUUGACCUCAAAUAUCAACAGCCGGAGACAAUUAUACAUUGCAUCCUCAAUGCCUUAAAGUCUUCAAAAGAGGAUGAUGAUGAAGAGAGCGAUGUAGAAAUUAUUGAUGACGAUAACGGUUUUUCUAAUAAAAUAAUGGCUUGGUAUUCACAGUUCUUAAAAAAUAUCGAAACCAAAUACCCAGAUACAUUUGAUAAAGUUAUUAAAAAAGAAAUGGGCUCUGAUAGCAAAUUGUCGCCAAAGAAAAGAGCGCAGCUAUCGAAAGUAUUAGGCUUUAAACCCGCAGUUGCUCAUAAAGUUGGAGGAACAUACUUAUUUGAAAAUUUAAAUCACAUUAACCCAGAUUUGCGAAUCGAAGCAGUUAAUUACAUAGCAAAAGAAUUUCAGUCAUUGAAAAUUGAAAACAUAGAGUUUGUGAAAGAUUCUGUAAUUAAUAGACUAAAAGAUGAUAAUGCGGAUGUGGUUUUGGCAGCUCUAGAUAUGCCUAACAAUAAUUUACAAGAAAUUUUGAAUGAAGCUGAUUUGACGAGUGUUUUCGUUUACAUCGCUAAUAAAGAUUCCAAAAAGUGGAGAGAUAUAAGACGAAUUGCAAUACAGAAAUUCUGUUCCUUGCAUACGUUUCCAGUUAAUCAUGAGAUUGUUUUAGCCAUAAUGCCUUACUUUUUCCCAAAAAAUAAAGAGUCGGCUGAAUUAACUUAUCAAAUACUAAAAUCUCCAUGGGGUGAAAAGUUUGGACUUAAAAACAAAAUGUCUGGCUUAAAUGAUUCUAUAAAGGAUAAUUAUGAAGUUUUAAACCAAAUGGUUUUUAAAAUAUUAUUCGUUGAUAUGGCAAUAAAUUUCGAUGAGAUACUCGAUAUUAAUCUUUUAAAUAAAGAACGCACUCUAGAUAUUUGCUUUUACGUACUACUAAAAUCAUGUUCGCUAAAAAGAGGCGCUAUCCAAGACACUACAGAUAUAUUAAAUUUAGUCCUAGAAUCGGUUGAAAGUAGAGCGAUAGUACCGAGUUCAGAAAAUUCCAAAUUCUCGUCUGAUGUGAUUGUGGAAUUCAUAAAACUUGCUAGAAAAGAUCAAAUUUUAUUUGAAGGAUUGGAAUAUAUCUUCUCGAAAAUAACAGAGCAAGUCAAAGCUGCUGCUAUUACUAAGCCAUGGUGUAAUUUGUUGAAGAACCCUGAAACUGUUCUUAUUAGACGUUUGUACGAAAUUUUUAUAACAGGAUGUGGGAUACAAUCAUAUGCUGACAAUUACGCAAAGUUGCUUAAGAAACUGCUUGAUAUAUUGCUCAAAACUCCAAAGGAGAAAUUUGAAUUCCUAGCAAACAUUGCUAGCGGGCAUAUAUUAUAUGCCAAUGAUCCUAAAGACGUUUUCACUCCAGAAAUCCAAUUGAGAACUUUAAAAUUAAUGAUAAAUUUCCUUGCCGUUCAAACGAGUGAUUGGAUCUACGAUUCCGAUGUACUCAUUCUAAUGAUACUAUUUAAUUUAAAUAACCCCCUAGCUCCAGUAAGAAAAUGCGUGAUAGGCCUUAUAAAGAAUAUUUUACGCGAAGACACAAAGAAAAAUUUAAUUUAUAUGCAACUCUUAAAGGAAUUAAUCUCGCAUGAAGAGGAGCUCAUUUUGGAUCACGAACAAUUACCACAUGUUUUAAAGACAAUACUGACCCAACAAUCAAUCGGUACCAAAAUAUUUAGAAAAAAUUGCUUAUUAAAAUUAACGUCUAUACUCAUUACUGACACACCAGCUCACAUAAAAUCAACGCUAGUGAAAGUUUUAUCAAAUAUAAAUAAUGUGCAAAUGUUUUCUCACAUUGUACCAUCAUUAAAUAGUUUAGAAAAGGUUAUAAAACAAAAUGAACUGGAUAAAAAGUUUACGUUUGAUAUUUAUGAAUCUAACUUAAUUAGAACUGUUUAUGAACAAAUCAAUGAAACUACGAUAACGACAUUCAAUAAAGAGCAAGUGUGGAAUUCAAUUGAGAUUGGGCUUAAAGAAUAUAGAGAAUGUAUUCUCACUGAAGAUCUAAAAUAUGUGAGUCCAAGCGUCUUAAUAAUGAAACAGAUUAGUGAAGAAGUAUUCGCAAAGAUUCCCGACGAGAAGUCUAAGGAUUUAAUCUAUCUUAUUGCAUUUGCUGGUACAUUUAGUAAUAAUCCUACAAUAUCGAGUGUAGCUUCAAAAACUAUGAAAAAAAUAAAUAUCAAAUUCGAAGAUUUCAAACCUAUUCUCGACGGAAUGUUGAAUGUAGUUGAUCCCAUAGCCAAUGUUUCAAAAAAGAAAAAAGCUACUGUCUCUAUGCUUUCUUACCAAUUGGCUGAAACGGAUGAGUGGCGACUUGGUGUCACACUACUGGAAUAUGUUCAAAGUAAAAAAAAAAUGGUUGUUGAUAACCAAUUUGUCACCAUAUUAUUCCAAUUGCUAAAUAAGUGUUUAAGAUUCGAAGAGCAAUCUCACGUUGAAUACACGAAACAGCUAAUUUUAUCGUCACUCUGGUAUUUCUGUAAAAAGUUUGUGGAUGAUGCCGAUAAAGAACAGAUGCGAUCGAUUAAAAGUAUAUUUGAUGUCGAAACAGUUGUGCAAUGUAUAAGAGGAACCCAAAAUCCCCAAACACAGCACCAUGCUUUGAUUCUUCUAUCACACGCUGCCUAUAUGUUGCCUGAACAAGUUCUACAUCAUACUAUGGAAAUAUUCACUUUUAUGGGGUCAUCUGUGCUUAGACACGAUGACGCAUACAGUUUCCAGAUUAUUACGAAAAUUAUCGAAACACUUGUACCCAUUUUAGUUAAAUUGGAUAGGAAUGUUGACGAAUUAACUGAAAAAGAACUUCAGCAGUUACAAAGACGCGUAGUUCCAGUACUGCGUAUAUUUGCAGAUGUUGUUCUACAUGUGCCGGAACAUAGAAGAUUGCCACUUUACAAGAAGCUUAUCGAGACUCUAGGACCUAGUCAGUUCCUUUGGGUUUUCCUUGCGCUAUUGCUUGAAACACACAUUGCUCACAGUAAUGAAAACAAGAAGAAAGAUAAACACCCACCAAGAAGUUUAGCAGAGCAGGAAUCACCGAUAAAUAGACUUGAUUUCGGACAAAGUAUAAUGCUUGAAUUUCCACCAGAAAUAUGCUUGGAGAAUCUCAUAAAGCUAAUAAUUUAUAUGAAAACUUUGCCCUUACAAAAGGAUGAGAAUUCUAUGGAAACUGAUGUCGACCCUAGUGAUAUAUUUAGCGUCAAUGGUCACACACCUAUACAGUUAAGACAUUAUAAAUAUAUUAUUAUUACUUUCAUGAACACCUGUUUAUCAUCUUCAAGAUUCAUUCAACACAGUAGUCUAGCAGUAGAUAUAAAAUGUAUGGAAAAUCACUAUAAACAAUUUAUUAUUAACAUUCUAACUUAUAUCCAAAGCAUAUCUAAAGCUGGAGAUGAAAAGACAGCAAAGUACUGGCGCGUGAUGUUGCAUCACAGUUACGAUUUACUAGACCAUACUAAUAACUUACUGUCUGCACCAAUGUUUUUGUCAGUCGUUCGAGGCCUAUUAAAACACACUUUACAAACAGUGCGAAGAAAAGCUAUGGAGUUAUUAAACUCCAAAAUACAGUUUAGUCCCGAAAUGUUCACUGAUGUAGAUAAAAGUCUUCUAUACUCAUUGCUUCCAGCUUUGUUAGACAUAGUAAAAACAAUAGAAAAUACCCCUGAAAAUCAAGACGAGAAUGCGGCAUUCGAAUUGGAGAUCAACCAACAAACAGCUCUCUUAUCUCUUAAACUAUUAACACGCAUGUUGGCUUCAGAAAACCCUGAACCCUUCAAGCCUGUUCUAGAAACGGUAACAGAAUAUACAUGCAAUUCAAAUAUAGCUGGCAACGUGAUGGCUUCUGUCGUUCUUUGUUUGGCUGAUCUAUGUGGAAAUUUGAAAGCACAUGCAUUGGGAAGCUUAAGAAAGUUCAUGCCAGCCUUAAUUAAAGUUUUGAAAAAGCAGCGUAAAUCUGAAACACCUGAGUUGGUGUUGUUAAGUACUGUCACAGCUAUAUCCAAAAUAGUAGAAAGCGUGCCGCUCUUUUUGAGUCCAUAUUUGCAAAAAAUCCUUUACGAAUAUGCGAUAUUAUUGGGUAAAUGGCAAUUCGCCGACCAAGAGUGCAGUAAAGUUUCAGCGAUUGUGUCGAAAUUGAUACAUAUUAAAAAGAAAAUAGCCAGUUCGAUUCCGCCCAGGGUUUUGAUACCUGUGGCGAAUGAAACUCAUCAAAUGAUUCUGGAAAAAGAAAACUUUGAUGCAGUCGGUCCUGUGAUGUCUGUUUUGGCGGAUAGUUUUGCAAAUGUGACGACAGCAGAUUUUGCAGCAUUACAGCAAGAUUUGACAUCUUUCUUUUUAUCGGCUCUGCAGUUAAGAGGAGAAGCAUCUGACAAAAAUAUUGACGAAAGUAUCAUUGAUUCAGCUGAAGAAGAAGUGGUAAAAGCGAUAGUAAGCCUUGUGUUGAAGUUAUCUGAAACUAACUUCAGACCGUUCUAUUUCAAGAUCUACGAUUGGGCAAUAAGGACGAAUAUAGAAGGACGUAAAGAUAGAACGAUAACGUUCUAUAGGCUAAGCAGUGCAAUUGCAGAGAAAUUAAAAGGUCUAUUUGUAUUAUUCGCUGGUCACUUUAUUAAAAACGCCGCAGAACUGCUAGAUGCUUGUAACAAUAGCAAAACUGAGGAACUCUACUUUGACUCUGAUGACAAAUGCAUUUUGCUUAUCAAAUAUAUAAUAAAAACGUUACAUAUAGUGUUUUUAUACGAUAGCCAGAGUUUUAUCAAUAAGGAUAGAUUUGAAACACUCAUGCAGCCUGUUGUGGAUCAAUUAGAAAAUAGUGUGGGAGGGAUUUCGAGUCUUAAAACGAGGGCCACAGAGUUGAUAAUUCCGUGUAUAUCUCAAUUCGCGGUGGCUACCGCUGAUGAUUCUUUAUGGAAGCUUCUGAACUAUCAAGUUCUUUUGAAAACGAGACAUAAUGAUGCGGAGAUUAGGCUUGCCGGCUUAGAUUGUCUCGUAGCUAUGGCAUCCCAAUUGGGUACAAACUGGUUGCCUUUACUAGCGGAAAGUGUACCGUUCCUGGCAGAAUUGUUAGAGGACGGCGAUCAAAAAAUUGAGAACGCUACUAAGAAUGCUGUUCGAACUCUAGAACAAAUACUCGGUGAACCACUAGAAAAAUACUUU
Messenger RNA from Brenthis ino (lesser marbled fritillary), 6291 nucleotides. NCBI's taxonomy places the organism in Eukaryota, Metazoa, Arthropoda, Insecta, Lepidoptera, Nymphalidae. The record is from the annotation of a GenBank genome assembly.